AUGAUCCAAAUACUAUUUAUAUCUUCCAUCGCUGUCCAAGUGAUUUUUGGGGCUGAUCCGCUUACCGAUCGGGUUCGGACGCUGCCCGGGCUCUCCUUUCAAAUUGACUACGAUGUGUACUCCGGAUAUUUGAAGGGGAAUGUGAACGGCACGUGGAAGAUGCACUAUUGGCUGAUAGAGUCGAAGGACAAGCCGAACAGUGAUCCGUUGCUCAUCUGGUUUAACGGAGGGCCCGGCUGCUCGUCAUUUGGCGGCGCAUUCGAGGAAAUGGGUCCUUUCUACGUGGAUAACGACGGAUUUCGGUUGUAUGAGAAUAAGUAUGCAUGGAAUGCGCGAGCCAACCUGCUCUUCAUCGAAUCGCCUGUCGGUGUCGGCUUCUCGUAUAGCACCGACGAUUUCCACUACGCCGAGGCCAACGACGAUCAGACGACCGCCCAGAACUAUAUGGCGCUCAAGGAUUUUUUCGCAAGCUUCACCGACUACAAGAACCGAAAAUUCUUUCUGUCCGGCGAAUCUUACGCCGGUGUCUACGUGCCGACGUUGACGCUAGCCUUGGCUCGGGGCAUCAAUAAUGGCGAUUUUCCGAAUUCGAAUUUUCAGGGCUCAAAUAUUGGGAACGGCUACAUGCACGUGGAGUACCUCUACAAUUCGCAAGUGGUGUGGUCGGCCUACCAUGGGAUGGUGUCGAUGGAGAACCUGAGGUUUCUGAAAGCCAACUGCACCUCGCGCGCUACCGUCAUUGGCGACCUCGAAACGUACAGUUUUGUCGAUUACAUGACGACCGAGGGUCAUUUGGAGUACGAAUCGGACGGAUCGGCGUGCGGGGACGUGAUUGAGCGCCUUGUCAACAUGCCGGAUAUGGAAGACGAGUACAACUACUACCAGGAUUGCUAUGUCGACCCUCCCCUUUUUGCAACCCUUCCUCAAAGACCGAAGCGGAUGCAGCGCAGGAAGAAUCGAGCCCGCAAGCAGGCGCUCAACGGAAUUUUUGACAAGAAUGCAGAUUCUAGCGGAAAUCCAGCCACAAAAUUCAACUACAUCUCGACGGACGGGGAAUGGGGGUACCCGUGCUGGAAUGAUGUGCUGCUGACCGUGUGGGCCAAUCGGAAAGACGUGCAGGAAGCGCUCCACAUCGACGUGGCGUGGCGGGCCACGAACUUGACGUGGCAAGAUUGCAACGAUCCAAUGUACGACGCAUACAACGUGACAUACACCGACCUAACGACCAUCUUUGAAGAUUUCCUAAAAGAGAACCGCAACCCGAAUUUCCGCUUCUUAAUCCAUAAUGGGGAUGUGGACACGAUCUGCAACUAUUUGGGCGAAGCGUGGUUUAUGCGGCGGCUGGCUGAGCGGAAUGCGAUGGAGGCUUCACCCCGCAGGCAAUGGUUCUUCUCGGAUCAGACAGCCGGCUUCGUGCAGCGAUUCACGCACGGCAGCGGCGUUAUUUUUGACUUGAUGACGGUAAAGGGAGCCGGCCACUUCCCGGCAACCGAUCGCCCGGGGCCAGCCCGGCAAUUGAUCACAAACUUCAUGUGGGGCCCCGCGCCCACGGGCCCUGAUUAUAACUCUACAGCGGGCCUGAAGUUGAUGCCCACGUUUGCGCCGUUAUUGGGUGAAGCCACUUCUGAUGCGCCCUCGACGACAUCAGGUUUGACGCCAACGACGUCGAAGCUAACGACAACUCGAGUAAAAAUGAUCCAGAGCGGAAUGGCCGCUCAGGAGAUUCGGCGCCAGGAGACGCGCGAGGUCCGCCAAACUGACACGAUGCGCUCCAAGAAGAGCGAAUCGUUCAUGGACAAGCUAUCCGGCACGCUCGGCCGUAAGAAGAAGCCGGAGCCGACGGAGGGCGGGGCGCCACACCACGAGGGCGACCACCGCGAGAACGAGCACCAGGAAAUGAUCCAGAAUCGCCCUGACGACGCGUUCCCAAUAAAACCGAAAUUGGACGGGAUCGUGUACGAGCACGAGGGCCGCGAGGCGCUCGACUACGCCCUUAUCCCGGCAAUUUCCAAGAAAAUCGAGAUUGAGGAAGGGGCAGAGCGACGUUUCUUGACCCGCGAAUCGAGCGAAGACUCGCGGAUUCACGAGGUGAUCCGGCUCCUCCUGGGCUGGAUCAACGAUGAAGUGGCCGGGGAGCGCAUCGUCGUCAAGAACAUCCAGGAUGACAUCUACGACGGCCAGGUCCUUCAGAAGCUCAUCGAGAAGCUGGCGGAUAUUAGGAUCGAAGUGCCCGAGUUCUCGCAAUCCGAGGAGGGCCAAAUCCAAAAGCUUGAGAUUGUCGUCUCGACGGCCAAUCGGCUGCUCACCCCCGGGCAAUACGAGAACCCAAAAUGGACGCAUCAGAUGAUCCACCAGAAGGAUAUCGUCGCCAUCAUCCAGCUGCUCGUGUCGUUGGCCGUCUUCUUUCGGGCGCCCGUACGAUUCCCCGAGCAUGUCAGCGCCCAGGUGAUUGUGGCGCGAAAAGAGAAUGGCCAAGUGAAAACGCGGUACACCACCGAACAGCUGACAGAUAAGCAGGAUGAGCUGUGCCCGAAGGGUGAACGUGACGCCUUCGACACGCUGUUCGACUACGGACCCGACAAGUUGGCGCACGUGAAGGGGUCGCUGCUGGCCUUCUGCAACAAGCAUCUCAACAAGAUCAACCUGGAGGUGAACAACAUCGAGACCCAGUUUCAAGACGGCGUCUUCCUGGUGCUGCUCAUGGGGCUGUUGGAGGGCUAUUUUGUGCCUCCGCACCAUUUCCACCUCCAGGUGUCCACGCACGAGGAAAAGAUGAAAAACGUCCAAUUUGCAUACCAGCUGAUGGACCAGGUCGGCAUCAAGCCGAAAUCCAGGGUGGCUGACAUUGCUAACGGUGACGUGAAGUCGACGCUUCGCCUUCUCCACCUGCUCUUCACCAAGUAUAAGCACGAACUCGGUCCGGAUGCCGAGCGCUUAGAAGAAGAACUUGAGCACAUUGUACAAUCGCUAGAGCCCCAAACUACACAACGUUCCCGACUCCGAGACGUCGGAUCCCAC
Messenger RNA from Mesorhabditis spiculigera, 3018 nucleotides. The record is from the annotation of a GenBank genome assembly. NCBI's taxonomy places the organism in Eukaryota, Metazoa, Nematoda, Chromadorea, Rhabditida, Rhabditidae.